GCAGCCCGCAGCCGGAUGUAGACGCGUUCUGCGCAUGCGUAGAACAGGGAUUAUUUGGGGGUUCGGCUCGAUCAGUAACACGAGGCUAAUGGCGAAAACGACAAAGUAAUCUCAUGGAAAACAUUAAACGCGUGAAAUAGUUAACAAAGAAGACACAAUUCACGACGGUUUAGGACAUUUCUGGGCUGUUGGAAAGAACUAUGGCGUCAGGCGAGGAGUUUUCUCGAACAAGAGAGGAGAACGAGCGACAGCUUUGCACGACUUACAUUGUGCUACAUACUCAAGACGACCAGCAGUUGAUUGGUGGUCAAGAAGAACGUCCCCCGCUGGGAAGGAGAUCCACUUUGAGGCAGGAGGAUCCACAGCCCCCCCACGUAAAAGAGGAAGAGGAUGACCUCUGCAUCCCCCAGGAGGGAGAGUGUCUUCAAGGGUGGGAGGAGGCUGAUCUCCCCAAGUUGCCACCGACUGGUGUCUCUGUGAAGACCGAAGACCAUGAAGACGGAGCAUGUGAGUCCUCGUCCUCACAGCUUCAUCACAAUCCAAGCCAUCACUUCACAUAUUCAGCAAUGGACGAUGAGAGGCUCAUCUUGGGAGUGGAAAACCACACCGUUUUGUACGACACCGCCCAUCCUUUUUAUAAGGACAAUCCAAAAAAGGAGAAAGCAUGGGAAGCGAUAGCGAUGACGUUGGGAGUGGGUGUGGAGGAAUGCUGCAAGAGAUGGAGGCUUCUCCGUGACCAGUUUGUGAAGUACUCCAAAAAGGACUUUUCAAGUGGCUCUGAUGCCGACUCUCAGCGUCCCUGCUACAAGUAUGCGGAGAUAAUGUCAUUUCUCCGGCCCCACAUACAACAUAGGAGCCCCAAAAGCAACUUACGCACCCCAACGCCUGCUAGCAAGAUGCCUGCCACGGUUGCACCAACACGGGCCACAAAAACAACCACAACAACAAGUAGGACUGAAGUGAGUGGUGCUAGUGUGGCGGACCCUGACCGAUCACAGACUCCCUCAUCUGUGAGUACCGCCCCCUCUCCAGCGCCCUCCGUAAUGUCCUCAGCGUCAACCUCACGUGAGGUGGAAAGGCCCGACCGGUCCCGUAGCCCCGUGGAGAGGACAACGCCGCGGGGCUCGCAGGACGUGAAGAGAAGAAGGAGGAGGCGGAGUCCACCUCAGCAGGCCCCGACUUUUCAGGACCGUCUACUCGAUGUCCUUCAAAAGCCCGCGUCUAAACCAGCGGUGCCAAACACAACAAAAGAUGAGGUGUACUACUUUGCCCUGAGUUUGGUGCCCAUGAUGCUGAGGCUGAGUCAAGAUGGCCUCCGGAAGGCCAAACUCCACAUAUUGCAAACUUUACAUUCAAUCGAAGAUGAGGAGUCACGUGUGGCUUAAACCGGCUGCAGAGCUGCACAUGUCGCCAUGACGACGCUCAGUGGGGGUACUACAGGGACAUUUGAGAAUUCUAUCCACUACAGUAAAUAGUUUUCUUUUUAAGAUACUUUAUCUAAGGUUAUAUUUUGUAAUAGUUGUGAAUAAAAUAACUUAUUUACCUCAGUGCAACAGCCAAUCAAACAUUGGGAAACAUUGACAGGAAAGAAGAUCCAUCAGCUCAGCACUCAUCUUUAUCUGUCCAGGCUCAGCUAUGCCACAAGGUUAUGAAAAUCACCUUGUACCCGUCUUUUAUGAUUGAUGGGAUGAACCCAAACACUUGCUUUUUCCUCGCUUGGCGACAGCAAGCACAUCCUUUAAGCUAACUGAAUGCAUCAACACACAGUAUGUAUUACAUUAUAAUAGUAAAACGCUUAUAAUUAUACAGAGAUAGUACACAGUA
Messenger RNA from Doryrhamphus excisus (bluestripe pipefish), 1824 nucleotides. RefSeq lists its product as uncharacterized. The record is from RefSeq and is a predicted model, not a curated record. Gene Ontology annotation, biological process: regulation of transcription by RNA polymerase II. Gene Ontology annotation, cellular component: nucleus; transcription regulator complex. Gene Ontology annotation, molecular function: DNA binding. NCBI's taxonomy places the organism in Eukaryota, Metazoa, Chordata, Actinopteri, Syngnathiformes, Syngnathidae.